Messenger RNA from Drosophila virilis, 1011 nucleotides. Its product is annotated as inactive pancreatic lipase-related protein 1. Gene Ontology annotation, biological process: lipid catabolic process. Gene Ontology annotation, molecular function: lipase activity. The record is from RefSeq and is a predicted model, not a curated record. Lineage: Eukaryota; Metazoa; Arthropoda; Insecta; Diptera; Drosophilidae.
AUGUGCAAAUCUCGGGUGGGCAUAAUUCUCGCGCUGCUGCUGCAGCUGGUCAGGAACAGCUCGUCGCAGCUGGAGAUGAACCGAUUUCUGCCGGAGCUGUGCGUCUUUGCCGAGCCGACCUGCCCCAAUACGCGCAUCAGCUUCUGGCUGUACACCAAAGCCACGAGAGAUGAACCCAUUCAACUGGAUCCGCUGAAUCCGGCCGCGGAACUGUUUGAGCCACGUUUGCCGCUGAAAAUCCUCAUACACGGCUUUGUGGGCAAUCGCAGCCAGACGCCCAAUCUGGAGGUGCGCGAUGUGCUGUUGCAAACGCAGCCGGUGCAUGUCAUCUCGGUGGACUAUGGCAGCCUGGUGCGCUGGCCCUGCUACUAUCCCUGGGCGGUGAGCAAUGCGCCCGUGGUCUCAAAAUGCCUUGCACAGUUUAUUGACAGUCUCUUGGCCGCCGGCAUCUAUCGACGCGAGCAGCUGCAUCUGAUUGGCUUCAGUCUGGGCGCCCAGGUAGCGGGCAUGACGGCCAAUUAUGUGCGAGAGCCUCUAUCACGCAUUACGGGCCUGGAUCCGGCCGGGCCCGGCUUCAUGAACAACUGGCCACACGACAGGCUCGAUCGCACCGAUGCGGACUUUGUGGAUGUCAUACAUACAGACCCAUUCUUCUUCUCCAUGCUGCCCGCCAUGGGACAUGCCGAUUUCUAUCCGAAUCUCGACCAGUUUCGUCAGCACGGCUGCAGCUACAUCAAUGAAUGGCGCUUCUACAACUGCAAUCACUUUCGCGCCGCUGUCUACUACGGCGAGUCCAUUGUCAGUCAACGCGGCUUCUGGGCGCAGCAGUGCGGCGGCUGGAUGCAUUACUUCACCCAGCGUUGUGGCCUCUACUCGGAUAUGCCCAACACACAAAUGGGCUACUUUGUCUCGGAGAACGCCUCCGGCUCCUAUUUUCUGAGCACUAAUGCGGAACCUCCCUUUGCCAAGGGACCGCUCAUCGAUGUGGUCAUUGAAGUGGCGGAGCUUUAA